Messenger RNA from Ceraceosorus bombacis, 2200 nucleotides. Lineage: Eukaryota; Fungi; Basidiomycota; Exobasidiomycetes; Ceraceosorales; Ceraceosoraceae. The record is from the annotation of a GenBank genome assembly.
AUGACCGCAUCAACGCCAAUGCUUCCAGAGACGCCGCACGCCGGACCCUCUCAGGCGACGGUCGAUGGAGCGCCUGCGACUCGUCGUCGAGUGCACAUUUCAGGUCUAUCCAGCACGCUAUCCGACGAAUUGCUCCUCUCCCGCUUCUCCACGCUGAGAGUGUGCGACUUUCAUCGACCAGCAGCAACAACAACAACAACAACAACAACAACAACAACAACAACAGCAACGCACGCGCUUCCCGGACCCAAAGCUUGGCUCACGCUCAUAGGUCCUGCAAAGGAGGUGGAGAGGAGCGCAAAUUCCUUGCACGGUGCGCUCUGGAAGGGCGGCAAGAUACGCGUAGGAACUGCAAAACCUGACGGUGCCCUCGCUCCACUACCUCGACCCGCCUCCACUUUGAGGCGCGAAGCAGCUCGGGCGGAAAAGAAGCAGGAAGCGCGCGAGAGGAGAUAUAAGCGACGUGCGAGGGAGGAAAAGGUGGAUAGGGUGGUGGAUUUGCAAAGCGUCAAGGAUGGCCAACAUUGGGUGAGCGUGAGCGUGUGAGCGUGCGUGCGCGGCACGUGUACCUUUUUGCUGACAUUUGCGGCUUCCCUCUAGGGCUGGCACAUUACCCCGGCAUCCCACCUCAUCCGCCCCAUGCACAUGCGUCCAUCUCAUCCCCUCCCUCCUCCAGCAGCGUCCAUGUCCAUGUCGAGCGGGCAGUCUAAACGCAGCAGCAGCAGCGCGGUCAAGCCUCUUGGCAGAGCGCGCAGACUGACCAUCGACCCGCGCAGGUACUCGCGCACGCAUCUAGCUGGCGAUCUGCUGGACUUUGAUGGCGGCGGCGGCGGCGGCAGCGGCGGCGGCGGCGGCGCGGCCGCAUGGGUGUGGGAUGAAGAGCAUGGCGCGUGGAGGGAUCAACAUGGAAGGGUGGAAGUCGUCGCCGCGUCUACUCCUGCCGAUCACGAUGGCGACGACGACGAUGAUGAUGAUGACGACGACGACGACGACGACGACGACGACGACUCCAUCUCAGAUCACCUCGCAGACGAUUCCAUCUCAGAUCAGCUCUUUGCGCCACAACGAUCCGUUUCGCCAUUGUUUGACGCGCCGCACGAUUCCAACGACGCGUUCUCAGAAGGCUACGAAGAGGACGCGGGCGGCAGCGUGUUGGAGGAGGAGCAUGAUGAAGAGGCGCAGAUGAAAAGGGUGCUUCGCGAGCUGUACGGCGAGGUCAAGCCCAGGCGAGAGGACGCGGGUGCGGGUGCGGGUGCAGCAGCAGCAGCGGAAGAGGAGAGCGACGAUGAGGAAGCGUUGCGGAGGUUAUUGUCUGCUGCGAGAGCAAAAGAAGAGCCUGAAUGCGCGCCUCGAUCCCGCUUAGACUAUAUAAAGCCAGAGAGCGGCGGCUCGAGCAGCGCGCAUGCAUUCACGCCAGUCGUCAGGUUCGAUCCGGGCACCAGUGCGGCGCGUUGCGAGGGCAAGGACGCGCACGAGGACGCGCACGAGGACGCGCACGAGGACGCGCACGAGGACGCGCACGAGGACGCGCACGAGGGCGAGGACGCGCACGAGGAUGCGCACUCGCGCUCGCACUCGCCGCCAGCGCUCCCGCCGGCACCGCAAACGGACGUGCAAAAGCUGACGGACAUGUUUAAACCUCAAGAGGCGGGUGAGUGGGCGCCGCCGCGCGAGGAAAGAGGCCCCAUGCACACACUGACACGCGUCGCCUCGCCUCGCCUCGCCUCGCCUCGCGUAAUGUCGAGCAGCUCCAAGCUUUUCCUUGGAUUUGGCAGAGGAGGAUCUCGAUUUGGACAUGACAUUCGAUCAUGGCGGCGACACAGACGGCGCGGACGAUGUGGACUCGACACUCGUCGUCGCGAAACAUACGCCUCGCGCCACCACCUCUUCGGACCUGUUUAAUCCGGAUCCGAAUCUGCCCUUCUUCUUUGCAGUCUCCAAAAAGGCCUCUUCCGCUGCAAGAGCUCGCGAUCCCCUUGUCCGGCUGACGACCCGUCUGAGCAGCAGCACGACUGCGUCGUCGAUUCGCGAAUUUGUGCGCCCGUCGUCGGAGAAGGAAGAGGAGGAGGAGAGGAUAAAGAGGUGGGAAAUGAGAAAGUCGGAGUUGACGCGCGAGUGGAAGAGGAGACAUCGAGAGGCUGUCAAGAAGCGCAAGCGGGGUUACGAGGGGUCGCGCCGCAGAGCUGCCGCUGCGGUGUGA